CUUUCUCAUACUUGCUAGUACCGCCUGGCUGUUUUUGACAUUCUAUCAAAAACAACAAACAAGGGUCAUGAGACUUUGUAGUUUAUUUCUAUUUCAAGGCCAAUGGAGUGAGAAAAAAGUUAAUUGAACUAUGAGGACUGUAGAUCAAUGUCGAUGUUCUUUUGUAACAAACGAUUCGUGAAAAAAAAAGCGAAAUUCAUUGAUUGAAAGAUGGCAUACAAAGAAGGUCGCACCGCUAGGAAGUCGAAACCCGAGACAGCAGCUUUUAGCUACGAACUCUUUGAGCUCGCUCAAACUCUGCGGAUUCGACCGCGAACUGAUUCGAUCGGAGGGUCCGAUGCUCAAAGACAUGGUGGUUCUUCCCACCUACCAUUCAUUCAAUUGGCUUCCUGGCACGAGGAUGCAUUUGGCAGCUUGCUGGUGCUGUUAUGUAGCAAUGGUGCUCUUCUUGUUUGGAGCAAAGACUGUGCAGGAAACCCAUUUACUAAGCAAAUAUCUUGGUACCAGAACCCAUCAAGAGCAAUCAAGGCUAUCUGUUUGGACCCCAGUGGAUGCUGGUUAGUUUGUGCCUGCAUGGACACCCAUCUCUACAUCGUCCCUCUGUCUGCUGCAAUUAAGACAGAAGGGAGGAAGUCUGUGUCAAACUGUCCAUGGGCAAAAGAUGACAUCACCAAAGUGCUUUGCAGUGAGAAACGAGCAGGUUUGCCAUGUAGUGUGGCCUGGUGGCACACUGCAGAUGACUUUAACAUGUGCAUCGUGGGAACAGAGCUUGGUGAAGUGGUAUUUGUGGAUUUAUGCAAUGGUAAAGCCAUCUUAUCUGUGGAUUUGAAAGAAGGGAUCACAUCACUUGAAAUGAUGCAGGACAAACAACAUCAGUCAACCUGUGUCAUGAUAAGUACCGUGUCUGGAGAGGCGUGGCAGCUAAUCCUAGAAAGCACGUCCCUUCCUCGGAGACGGUUCAGCAUGUCAUCCGACCCCAUGACAAGCCCUUCUGUAGCCUCUGCGCUCGGUUAUGAAAUGAUUGGGAUGAUGGCAAUUCCUCUGGAGAGUUUCCAAGCAGUGACAGAGUGGCAAGACAGGCUGAACCCAAUGCCAGUCAAGUCCGCUGUGGGAGAAACGCAUUUCUCUGUUCAACAUGCAAGAAAACAGGUGUUCAUUGGCGCUCAUAAUCUUCGCACUGAUAUCCUGCAAGUGUAUGACACGGAUGUUGCGCAUCUGCCCAUGUUCAUAUAUCAGCUAAGGGCCAGUACGUCCAAGCUUGUCCUGACAGAUAGACUUCUUUUCACUGUGGUACAACCUGAGCAAGACAAGAUGUACUUGAGUAUUUUGUCCAGUCAAUUGGCAGAGACGUCCAUGUCGCCCCCGCGUCAGCAAAGAACAGACUCGAGUAUUAUCCAGACCUUCGUCCUUCCCUCAGACGAGCAGAUCGUGAGCCUGUUUAAGCACAGCACCAUGAUGGACGCUAUGUGUGCGCCAGACAGAGAGGAGCCCCUCCCCAACAGAGUGUACGCCGUAGACGGAUGUGUACUCGUCACGUCUUCUGGAGUGUACGAAUGUAGACCAAGGAUCUCCCCAGAGGAGCUUUUCCUUGAUUUAGCAGUGCACAACAAGAAUAACACAGCCGCUGAUAUGCUGGCCAUAAUUAGCGGGCUCGACGUCAAUCUUCUCUAUCAGAUCGCAGCUGAACGAGCUCUGCAGUUAUCCAAGUACGAACACGCCAUGAAGCUAUACCAGCUAUCUAAGUGCCCUUUUCACAAGCGGGUCGCUCAGUUUGCCAAGCAUGGCCGCAUCGGAGACAUCCUCACGCAUCUACGCCAGGUUCUCAACAAGCACAGCGAUUUUCACACGGCAGAACGCAAACAGCUGUCUGACUUUACCAUGUACUGCUUCGUCCAACAGAUUAUGGAGUGCAGUACUCAGCCUCAAAAAGGGAAGGAACUUAGCGAAGCUUUCAGCCAGUUCAUAAAUGACAACUUCGAUUACGACGAAAGUUUUGCACUGGAGCUGCUCAGUAUCCAUGGGUUGAAGGAACACAUCUUCGAUCUCGCUAAGGCUCGAGGACUGAUGUCCGAGACGCUGGAUAUGCUUAACCGGACCGGACAGAUGCAUCUAUCUUCUGAAUUACUGCACAAGUUGGCAUCUCGAGGGUUCACUGACGUGGUCAGUAGGAGUUCGCAUGGGGCUUUUUUGUACUGCAUGGACCCAAAGGACGCCGUUGGAUUUCUUCUUGCCAAGCCGGAGACUAUCCUUUCCCAUCUGAAGUUCUUGAUGAGUUAUCUGGUUUCACUGGAAGAGGAGAGUCUGCUGCACAUUGCUCGUGUCCUCGAUCCGUCCCGUCCAUCAUUCCGUUCCCUUGUCGCUAAGCUGAAGACACCUCGACGGCGCAGAACAAUGUCUAGCAGCUCUAUCGCAUCCAUGAUGUCAUUGGAGAGUACAGUCAGCUUUACUAUGGAUGACUCGAGGGCCCCCUCCCUUGCGGAUGUACUUCAUGUGUUCUUGUGUUGCCUGAUGGUCCUCAACAGCAGGAGAGAAAGCCACAGGGAUCCCACCGCAAGGAUGGAUUCCCUGAAUCUUGUCAUUAACUCGCUCAAGACCUCAUCAGAACAAUGUGGCAGAAAAAGGGAAGGCACAGUCGAGGUCCAGUCCCAAAGGGUCCGGCUAUCAUGUGGUCAGCACCACACUGCUGUCGUCAGUGCAUCGGGCGACGUGUACACAUGGGGCAAGUCACACAAGGGGAGACUUGGCCACGGUGAUUUGAUUGAGGAAGAAGGCAAAUCCAUGCCGUUCCGAGUGGAAAUACUUCACAUGCACAGGAUAAAGGUAUUGUCUGUGGCGUGUGGAAUAGAACACACCCUGGCUCUGUGCCGUGAUGGAGUUUACUCAUGGGGCUCGUCCGAAUAUGGCCAGCUCGGCCAGGGCGACACACAGCAACAUACCCGUCCGGUUUACGUCACCGAACUCUCGGAUAAAAAAUGCAUUGCCGUGGUGUGUGGUCAUUACCACUCCUUGGCACUAUCCGCUGACCAGCAGGUCUACUCGUGGGGCUGGGGCGUGCACGGUCAGUUAGGACUGGACUCUAUUGAGGAUGCUCUGCUUCCAAGCCACGUGACUUCACUAAGCGGAGCUUUUGUGACGCAGCUUGCCGCCGGGUAUUCGCAUACAGCAGUGUUGACCACAGAGGGUAAAGUGUACACGUUUGGUGGAGGUCUGUAUGGCCAACUGGGUUUAGGGACGACAUCGAAGCAGACGUUACCGCAGCUUGUGCAAGCUCUAGAGAAGGACCGAAUCUAUCUGAUAUGCUGUGGUUCAUUCGAGACGGUAGCAGUCUCGAGUGAACAGAAGCUUUUCAACUGGGGGCGAAGUCCGCACUAUUUCAGGUUCCACAUGAGACAGGAGUUCCGCGUGAAGCGUUCUGUGCAGACCAAGUCAGGUUCGCUGUCCCACAGGCUUCUUCCUGUACAAAUGGACACGUCUUUUCCGUCACCAAUCAAAGAGAUUCACUGCGGCAAUUGGCAUUACCUCGCGGUAACGGAGGCUCGUCAGGUGUUCACGUGGGGGUUCAAUGAUCAUGGCCAGCUUGGCCACAGCACAAGUAUGGACCACCUGUUGUUUCCCACGGUUGUGCAGAAGCUAAACGAAUCCUUUGUCGCCACUGCGAGUGUCGGGGCCGAGUUCUCCGUUGCCAUGGAUGCAACAGGUCAAGUUUGGGUCUGGGGACGGUCAGACUCUGGACAACUUGGCUUGGACGCCGGGAUGAUCGGAUCUGGUAAGAAAGAGGUUACUACGCCCACCUUGUUAUCAAGUCUGCCUGUUCUCAAUAGAGUGGAGACCAACGCGUCCUCUGAGUCGCUUCACAGCUCCUCUGAAGAGAUCUAUGACGUUGACUGGAAACUUCCUGACCUGUCACAUUUUAGCGGAAGAUCUGUUACCUACGGAAGGGAAUCGUUGUCCAUAGCUCUGAAUUCAUUGUUCGAGCAUUACUCCCCCAGGGUCAUGAUAAGACACUGUAUGGACAUCGAAGACAACUUGAGCUUGUCGAUCAUCUACGACAAGAUGGGCCAGUGGUCGCAGGCUCUAGGCAUUAGGCUGAGGUACCUAAAUCAGCAACAAAGUGACACCUCUACACUCUUAGAACCCGCUCUACCUGCUAUAGAAUACAGUUUGAGGAAUUACGUUAGUACUGAUUUUAAAGAUUCCAAGGAGGAGAAUGACCAUUUGACACAAAUGCUAAAAGAGGUUCUGGGUUUCUGGAAGAACCGUGGACUUGCAGUGACAGCCUUGGAGAAUUUGCUGAGUGACUUCCUGGAAAAUGUGGCUUACCCCCUUAGUCUAUUGAUAAUCAGAGAAGAGGUUCUCCACAAAGACAAAACGAGAGAAGUGCCACAGGAUUGCACAACACCUCCAAAACUGCUGUUUGGAUCAGAGUUCAUGGAAAAUAUCCUAGAAAUUCUUAGCAGGCAGAUUCAUUCAGGGGAGAAAGGGGGGAGAUAUCUGGAGGAUGUCUUGGAAAUGACAGCAGAUAAAGGUGACUUGAAUUCAAAUGCAGCUGAGCAAGUUAAAUUUAACAUUGGAGAAGAGGAAGACAUUCCAGCAACAGAAGACCAGCUAAUACAGAAGAUAACAGAUAAUAUCAAGAAGGACUUGGAGAAAUCCUCAUUUAUCAAUUUGUCAGUGCCUACAGCAGCAAUGGUAGCAGCUGCAGCAGCAUCACAGCUUAGGGACUGGCAGAAUGAGAACCCCAUGCAGUCAUUACCUAAAUCUUCCCCAGAUGUUGUCACCUUCACAUGCAAUCAUCACUUUCCAAGAAUAUAUUUCAUGGGAGUAAUUCUGCCCGAGUUCCAACAGAGAAUGAGUGAACUUGUGUUACCUCUUGUACAGACCACAAAGACAUUGUUAGCUCAGUAUAAAAAGACAGAGAGUCUGUUACUGGCUGCUUGUCCUGUUUGUGUGUAUAAUUCACUACGUGUAGAGCAGUUGGAAAGAUUGCCUGAUACCAGCAGUAGUAAUGGAACCAAGACCAAAUUUUGGGAAAUAUAGAUUAACAUAUUUUUGUUGCCACUAUAAUCCUCAAGAGAUAAAAAUUGAAACACUGCUUCGAGGAGUGCCAGGGACCAAAUAUUUUGUUUUCUUCAAAUUAACUUGUCAAGAACAUUAUCUAAUUAGUAUGACUUCCAUCGAAUCGUGACAGCAUGGCUUCAAAAAAGUCUUGGUGACCAUUGGAGGGAAGGGGGGGGGGUGAUAAGGGGUCUCCGAAUCUGCUGAUCUGCACAAAGUUUUGCUUGAAUUUGAAACCACAAUUUUGAUAAACAAAAUAGACAUAAACAAUAGAUAAUAAGAAAAUCAUGAAUGUGAUGCAUGAAUGUUUAUGCAAGUCAAGAAUCAGCAAAAUCCACAGUAACAAUUAUCAAAAUGUGAAAUCCAAUCUUAAAUUUGGAAUAGAUCUGUGAUCCAGUUGUUUCAGAAAUCCAACAAACUGCUUUAUUUUUUCUCUAAAUCUCUAACCCAUGUGCCAUUUUAGGCCUGGAUCUGUGGACCUAAAAUCUAAUCAACCCCCUGAGAAAUUAAUGAAAUGUUACACAAAUAAGUUUCCAGAAUACUAACAGAUAGACUUUCAAAAUCAUCAAUUUUAUUUUUUUUUUCUUUAAAAGAAACUAUUCUUGUAUUCAAAUGUAACAUCAGAGCUAUAUCUAAUGAUCAGCAAAUAUAGAUUUUAUACAAUAAAAGAUAAAAAUAGUUUAAAAA
Molecule: messenger RNA, 5742 nt
Organism: Nematostella vectensis (starlet sea anemone)
Lineage: Eukaryota; Metazoa; Cnidaria; Anthozoa; Actiniaria; Edwardsiidae
Exons: 42
Coding region: 211-5037 (1608 amino acids)
Molecular function (GO): protein binding
Source: RefSeq, a predicted model, not a curated record